Molecule: messenger RNA, 1526 nt
Organism: Spizellomyces punctatus DAOM BR117
Lineage: Eukaryota; Fungi; Chytridiomycota; Chytridiomycetes; Spizellomycetales; Spizellomycetaceae
Exons: 6
Coding region: 108-1235 (375 amino acids)
Biological process (GO): protein peptidyl-prolyl isomerization; protein folding
Cellular component (GO): intracellular membrane-bounded organelle
Molecular function (GO): peptidyl-prolyl cis-trans isomerase activity; protein binding
Source: RefSeq, a predicted model, not a curated record
UAUGGAAACCACGAGAAGGAUCUGGACGAGAUCGUCAACUCAAGAUGGGGAUCUGUCAUUUAACUAGCCUUCUCCCAACCUGAACUUCAAGUGUUCUGCCAGCUAGAAUGUCACACCCCCGCACGUUCUUUGACAUAACAAUUGGAGACGAGCCGGCGGGCCGCAUCGUGUUUGAGCUUUAUAACGAUGUGGUUCCUAAGACAGCCGAGAACUUUCGUGCCCUCUGCACCGGAGAGGUGACAUCCAAGUCGAGAGGAGUGCCAUUGACGUAUAAAGGAAGCACCUUCCAUCGCGUGAUAAAAGGGUUUAUGAUUCAAGGUGGCGACUUUACAAGGGGUGAUGGAACCGGAGGAGAGAGCAUUUAUGGGGAGAAAUUUGAAGAUGAGAAAUUCGAAUACGUCCAUGAUAAACCUGGCUUGUUGAGUAUGGCAAAUGCUGGUCCCAACACGAACGGAAGCCAGUUCUUCAUCACGACCGUCCCGACGCCUCAUCUCAACGGAAAACACGUUGUGUUCGGUCGAGUCUUGAAGGGUAUGAACAUUGUAAGACGUAUUGAAAACCUCCCAACCAAAGCGCAGGAUCGACCAGAGGAACCUGUCGUUAUCGCGGACUGUGGAGAGAUUGCCGAAGGUGCCGACGACGGUGUUCCACCACCGACCGAUGGCGAUAGUUACGAAGAAUAUCCAGAAGAUAUGGGUGAAGAGAAACCCGCGGACGACCUAUUGAAGAUUGCUGGAGAAGUCAAAGCUUUGGGUAACGAGAAGUUCAAGAAAGGCGACUAUAACGCAGCAGCAGAGAAAUACAGCAAGGCUGUCCGCUACCUUAAUGCAAUACAUCCCAGUCCAGAAGACGUGAAGGAAUUAUCUUUGGAACAGAAGAAAACUUUCUUUAGUACAAAGACGUCUUGUCUGUUGAACACUGCGAUGUGCCAUCUGAAGCUGACUUCAUGGCGGAAAGCUGCCUCCUCAGCGACUCUUGUCCUUGACUUGGCAAAAUCUCUAGAAAACCAGACAGAUUUGAGCGUUUCAUCGGGCGAUUUAUGCAAGGCGUACUUUCGUAGAGGGCAGGCGCUAGCCAAGUUGAACGAUUUUGAAGGGGCGCUCGUGGAUCUCCAGGCGGCGCAGAAAUUAUCCCCAGAGGAUAAACUGAUUCAGCGGGAGGUCGCUCUUGCACAGAAGGCAAUAAAGGACAGAGUGGAAAAAGAGAAGCGCACGUACGCAAAAAUGUUUGCAUAGUCGACCACUGCUGAAGAAAUGACUGCCUAUUACACUGGGAUUUGUCAAGAUUUACUUGGAAGUAGAUAGAUUGUGUUGCAACCAGUGGUGAUUUAAUCAAUGUACACUCAUGCAUGGGAGUGUAAUGAGAAUUGUGAGGUAAUAAUAAUAUAUUGCUUCAAUAUUAUUCCAUUGGCUGUCCCUGAUAACUCCCUUAUUUAUAACUACAUGGACGUGGGAUCCAUUUAUACCUCGACCGUCUUUAUGCUGCAAUGUGCAAGUCCGCAAGCUCUUCUUCUAUGCUCCCUGCUU